UGGCAUUGCAAAUUAUAUAGUAUCAGCAACAACAAUACCAUUAGUAACCCAAUAAUCAAUACCUCCGACUACAUAAAAUUCAAAAAAAAAAAAAACAGUAUGUCAAUUUACAAGCAAACUUGCACAAAUCUUUUGGAUCUUUCGGUGUCCCAAAUUUCAUCAUGGCUAUCUAGUUUUGAUAGCGUCAUCUCGGAUUGUGAUGGUGUUCUAUGGAUCUAUGGGAAGGCGCUUAAUGGAGCAGCGGAUGUUAUGAAUCAAUUGAAAGCCCAGGGCAAAAACAUUUAUUUUUGCACAAAUAAUUCAACAAAAACUCGUGCUGAGCUGUUAACCAAGGGCUUGGAGCUGGGUUUUCAAAUAACCGAAGAGGGGAUUAUAUCCACGGCCCAUGCAACUGCCGCCUACCUGAAGCAACGCAAUUUCGAUAAACGAGUCUUUGUAAUUGGAACUGAGGGUAUCACGCAAGAACUUGAUUUCGUGGGGAUAAAGCAUACUAAGGCUGGUCCGGAUUAUAUGCAAGGAACGUUGGGAGAGUUUAUGGCACAGCAUUUAAAAUUGGAUACUGAUAUUGGAGCUGUUGUCGUGGGAUUCGAUGAGCAUUUUAGUUUUCCAAAAAUGACCAAAGCCGCCUCGUACCUGAGCGAUCCGAAUUGUUUGUUCAUUGCCACAAACACGGAUGAACGGUUUCCCAUGCCGAAUUUAGUUGUACCUGGAAGUGGAAGUUUCGUUCGAGCGAUUGAAACCUGUGCGGAGCGGGCACCAAUUGUGAUUGGUAAGCCGAAUCCGGCCAUUUGUGAGUCCCUAAUCAAACAGAAGAAAGUAAAUCCAUCUCGAACGCUGAUGAUUGGUGAUCGCGCCAAUACGGAUAUAUUACUAGGCUAUAAUUGUGGUUUCCAAACUCUGCUCGUUGGCACUGGCAUACAUCAACUAAGCGAUGUAGCGCAAUGGAAAAAAAGUUCAAAUCCCGAGGAUAAGAAACUCAUACCCGAUGUAUAUCUGCCCAGCUUGGGUGACUUGCUACCUGCGUUGGUCGAGAGCCAGUCCGGGGGAUCUUAUUAAAAAUAUCAGCUAAAAAUUAUCAACAAAAAUAAAAUAAAAACCAUAAACCAAUUGGAGGCUCUACUAGUACACUAAAUAAAACAAUAGACAGGGACUUAUUUUUAAACGCCAAAAUUAACUAAAUUUUAUAGUACAAUUUUCUUAUUAACAAAUGAAAAGAUCAUAUAUGUAAAUAAAUUUACAAGUAUUUUGUAUUGUUGUCCAUA
This is a messenger RNA of Drosophila willistoni, 1262 nucleotides long. Its product is annotated as glycerol-3-phosphate phosphatase. NCBI's taxonomy places the organism in Eukaryota, Metazoa, Arthropoda, Insecta, Diptera, Drosophilidae. Gene Ontology annotation, molecular function: phosphatase activity. The record is from RefSeq and is a predicted model, not a curated record. The transcript is spliced from 2 exons. The annotation marks the transcript as partial. Gene Ontology annotation, cellular component: cytoplasm.